Messenger RNA from Funneliformis mosseae, 730 nucleotides. NCBI's taxonomy places the organism in Eukaryota, Fungi, Glomeromycota, Glomeromycetes, Glomerales, Glomeraceae. The record is from the annotation of a GenBank genome assembly.
AUGCAGAGUAAAACAUUCAUAACAUUGUCCUUUCUGAUUUUAACCAUUAUUUCAUCGGUUCAUGCUUGGAUUACCGUAGGUUUAUCCUAUGGAGUAUGCGAACUCACUUUUACUGAUGAUGCAAUCCACAUCAACGAGCACGACGCUCACUUUUAUACCAAUUCCACAAAGGUCAAGAGAAUAGAAUCCUAUAAUCAUACCUCAAAUGGAUUUGUACUUAAUGUCACUAUGUACGGGUGUCAAAAUAAUUGUGGUUGGUCAUUUGACCUAAAAGUAGAUAAUUCUACAAGGAAAGUUACGCCAGUUGCUAGUAAACAGCUUCUAUAUACCUGUGUGGACAACCCAACCACGUGGCGAGUUGAUCUGGAAGCCAAAGUUUUGAGUGUUGGAGAUACUCCUAACCCAGAUUAUCCUUUUUCUUUUAACCUAGCUAUGGAUUAUUGUAAAAAUAAUUACAACAUAGACAACAACACCGCAAUAACUGGCAAAGAUGUUAAAAAUAGUUAUAAUUGUCUCCGCUUUUAUUCUGAUAAAAUGUAUGAUCCUACAACUUUCUUUAAUUUUGAAAAUGAUGGGGCUCGAUGGCCAUUUCAGGGACAAAAACCUGCUGCUUUAUCUUUAGCUGCAACAGUAGAUAAUGCUUUUACCUUUUAUCAGAACCACUACCUAGGAUUAAAAUAUUCUUUUGGUAACAUGUCUGAAAAUAUUAUUAAUCACCUAACUGAUUUUG